AUUUAAUAAAUCUAUUGAAAACAAACAAAUAAAAUAAUGAGGUGGAGUGAAAGCGAAACUUAUGAAUUUGUAAAGCUGUAUUUCAGUCAUGAACAUCUUUGGAACAAUGAACACGAACACUACAAACUAAAUAAACUUCGUCUAAAAUCUUACAGAAAUAUUGUAUCUGAAUUUAACACAUUAACCGGCAUUUCAUUGACUGUAAGUGAAAUAAGAGGGAAAAUAAAGAAUUUGAGGUCGACGUACACUCAAGAAUUAAAUAAAAUUAAAUGCCGGUCUGGACCACACUACACUUACGAACCAACAAUUAAAUGGUUUGCUUAUUGGCAUAAACGUUUUCAACCGUAUUGGGUGCAAAAAGCUACAGAUUCAAAUUCCACGUUUGAGGAACCUGGAGACACAGACAAUGAAAGUCAGAAGUUGUGGAUUGCAAAUGACACUGGGAAUUUAAGUGAUGAUAUCCAUCAUUCAUUUGUUCCAGGCAACAAUAAUGACUUAACUCUAUUUUUAAAAUCUGAACCUGAAGAUAGUCAUCUUAACCAAAUUGUUAAAAGACAUAGGCCUCACAAAAUUAAAAGAAAAAAAAUUAAACUCCAUCUCAGCACAGGUGUUUCAGAUGAAAUGAGCUUUAGUUUACAGUCUAACAUGAAUUCAGUGAAGGAGGAUGAGUUUGAAAUUUAUGGUAAAUAUAUAGCAAUGCAAUUACGAACUAUGGAUUUAAGAAAAGCAUUAAGACUACAAAUAGAAAUACAAAGUUUAAUAGGUAAAGCGAGGCUGUCAGAUUUGUCUAAUCAGUAAUUUAUUAGUAUCUGUAGCUCUUAGUCGGACAAGUUAUUAAUAAUUUUAAUUUAAAAUCAGUUUGUCUUGCAAACAGAAACUCGGGUAUGGGUGGCGUCCAUAUAAAAUCAAUGUAUUGCCAAAACCAAACCAAAUAUGUUACAGAAUUUUUACUUCCAGUAUAAUUCAUAAGCAUAGAUAAAUUGACAAUAUUUUAAGCAAAAAUUUGCUGUAUAUAUGGACCAGAGUAAAGCAAAUAAAAUUCUUUCAUUCCAUAUUUAAAGUGUGCGAGAAAGCAAGCAUAUAUAGCUCUCCUGUUCCAAUGCUGUAGAAUAUGGCAACAAUACUGAGUUGUAAUUGAUAGGGAAAACAAUGAUUUCAUUUAUGAAUCAAUUUCAAAAAUAUUACUAACUUAAAUGUAUCUUUUAAUUAGUUAAAUAAUAAUUUAUAUAUUAUUAAUUUUUCAUUGUUAUUGUAAUUAAUUUUAUUUUGCAAAUUAAAGUUUUAUAUAUAUACUGGCAAUAUUU
This is a messenger RNA of Nymphalis io (European peacock), 1304 nucleotides long. RefSeq lists its product as uncharacterized. The transcript has 2 exons. The record is from RefSeq and is a predicted model, not a curated record. NCBI's taxonomy places the organism in Eukaryota, Metazoa, Arthropoda, Insecta, Lepidoptera, Nymphalidae. The coding region runs from base 37 to 798 and encodes 253 amino acids.